This is a messenger RNA of Nothobranchius furzeri (turquoise killifish), 818 nucleotides long. It is a transcript of the gene tcima, whose product is annotated as transcriptional and immune response regulator a. Gene Ontology annotation, cellular component: cytosol; nucleus. The record is from RefSeq and is a predicted model, not a curated record. Gene Ontology annotation, biological process: negative regulation of Notch signaling pathway; endothelial cell activation involved in immune response. Lineage: Eukaryota; Metazoa; Chordata; Actinopteri; Cyprinodontiformes; Nothobranchiidae. Gene Ontology annotation, molecular function: Notch binding.
GUCCGAUAAAUAGCCGCAGCCUCUGCUCCGUUCCCCACAACACCAACCCCUCUACGGGCGCGCGGACUGGAGUCAGCAUGUCUUCCCAUGUGUCCUCCGAGUGUCGCCGGGUGACUCCGUCAGUCCACGGUAACCGGUUCGACACGGUGCACCGUAAGAGAGCCGUCGCCAACAUUUUCGAGAACGUCAGCGAGGACGCGCUGACGAGACUCUUCAAGAAAACGGGCGACAUGAAGGCGGAGGAGCGAGUGCGGAGCAUCGUGUCCUACACGCACGACCCGGAGGAGAGGACCCGAGCCCUGAUGGCGCUGAAACAGCGCAAGAAGGAUAAAUUCCUGCGGAUCGCGGGCGUCGUGCGCCAGUGGCUCCUGCUGCGUUGACUGUGUCCUCCUCACAGCCUGGCUGUGUCUGACUGUCUGUCCCCAUGGGAGCAGGCUGGGAAGACAAUCCCAGUGUGUCUGGGGUUUGCGCCACUGCAGCGGCUCGUGUUUCCUACAUGAAAGCUUCUGGUGGGCAGAAGAAGAGCGAAGGUCCUGGACGGACGCAGCUGCCUCGGAACGGAGGCUGAAGGCAGGGGGACCUGAGGCGGCUGGGACAUCUCCUUAGGGCUCACGCAUGUCUGCAGCUGCGUGAAGGAGAAGCAGCACCUUGUGCGGGUGCAUGGGACAGUGGAUGCUGCACCCAGCAGAAGGAAACUUUGGUGUGGAAGAACUGAAGUGUCCCGUAGUGAACACAUGUCUGGUCUCCUACCCCCACUGAUGUGCGACCACAUCUCUGACCUGUUCAAUAAACAUCCUGUUUGAUAUGAAAUAGCUGAA